AUGACGCCGCCGGUGCCGAAGCCCAGAACGAAGUUCAGCGAGCCGAGCGUUGGUUUUCCGGCGUCGCCGUCGCCGUCGCUGAUCGAGGAGGUCCUAAAAAGGCCGGAUGAAAUUGAAAAUGCACCGAGAAUUGCCGAGCAGGAGGAGAUCAGCGAGCUGGAGCAGGUCACGCCGACACAAGAAAGCAUCCAUCGCCCACCACCGCCACCAAUUCCACCUCGUCCUCCCGCCAAACCGGCACGAACAUUCGACAGCGUUGUCAGCGAGCUGCGCGCGAAUCUGACUAAUGGCGAGACGACGUCGACGGCCGUCAGUCCGCCAAUGCGGCACGCGCCACCGCCGCCACGACCGCCUGCACCCGGAUGGCGACCGGAAAUUUCCGAAUCUUACACCGAAGUUCAGAAGCGACCCAGAAUUCCGGAUAGAAAUGCCAAUCGUCCACUUCCUCCGAUUCCCGUCGAGACCCAAACAGGAUCGUCGAAUCGAAUCGAGAAUCCCUUGUAUUUCUCGUUGAGCGAAUAUCGAGAGGUUUCCGGACUGUCUCCGAGCUCAUCGCAAAGCACAAUUACUGAAAUUGAGCAGCUCAAAGAGUGGCUCAGCGAGGAGGACAAUGCACAAUCAUCAGGAAGCGACGACGCCGACAUUGACACGACAAUGCGUCCCGAAGAGCUCUCGACGAAUUUGCUGGCAAUUCGACGCGAUCAAAUCGCCGACGAGAAUCCGUACACGCCGUGCCCGUUCCAGGAGUCGGUCGGCGAUCCGUUCGACGACGAUUUCUUCAACGAGCCCGACACCGAGCCGCAUCGCGCGCAAAACAUCUAUGUCGCGCCCGAGGAGGUGUUCAAACGCACGUCGCCCGAUUACGCCGACGUCGUCGAGGUGUGUUCGACACCAGCGGCGGCGGCGGCGCCACCACCCGCCGCCCGUUACAUCAACGUUGAGGAUAUUCGAGAUCACGAGAGUCUAUCGCAAUUGGAAAUAAUGAAAGACGGCACGCCGAAGAUCGACGGAGCCACGGUGAGCUUCUUCGGGUUCGUCGUGCUGACGAGCUCGCGUCGCGAGAAGCGCCUACAUUGUAGGCUGCGAGACAUGCAGUUGAGCUUUCAUGAGAAUGAAGAGACGUCUGAAUGCGCUCAUGGUCCCUAUCAAGUGCAAGACUUUCAUUUAUUCAAACUUGUUAAACAUCGAGCGGCGUGUGACGUGGCGUCGACGUCAACGCAGGCGGCCGCGUGCGAAACGAGCUCGAUACUGAUUCAAAUCGGCGACAAGAAGAGUCCGAUCGUGUUUCGGCCCGACGACGCGGCGACCAUCUGGAUGUUCUUCUUGUCCGAAGCGUGGCUCUCGCUGAUACCCGGUCUGGCGUGCGCGCUUCGCGACGCCGACGAUCUACAAAUAUGCGGAAUGUUUUGGGUGCGACAAGGGACGACCGGCGAAUGGAAAGAGGCGGCCGGCGGUGUCCGACAAUUGAGCAUGAGCUAUGUGCUCAAAGAUAUGAAGGAGCGCGUCAUUCGGCGUGCAUUCGCCGUCGUUGACGACAUGAUCACGGUGGAUUUGAGAAAGGUGGUCAGUCUUCACGAGAAAACCGUCGACAAACUCCACUGGUGUCCGAGUUUGAAGCACAAACGCGGGCCGUUUAUGAUCACACUGAACGGAAUCACGUUUUACGUCGACACAAAAGACGAGCACUGCACCAACUAUUGGUUCGAGGCGAUCGAUGAGGUGCUGAGGCAGCCGUCGGCGAGCCUCGAGAACGCUCGCCUCACCGCCGACGACACGCCGGUUGUCGUCGACAAAUGUGUGCGAUUCGUGGCCGCCUACGGUCUCAAAACCGAUGGAAUUUAUCGACGGAACGGAAAAGUCUCGGAAGCCAAAACGAUCAUGACGAAAUUGAUGGAAGAACCAUUCGGCUAUCACAUCACACCGGAGAAUGAUGAGACGGUUUACGCGGUCGCCGACGUCCUUCGGCAGUAUUUUCGCAAAUUGGAGAAACCACUCAUUCUGCCCGACAUUCAUUCGAGUCUUUUCGAGUUAGCGUGCCAACCGGCCAGUCAAGAAUUAUUCGAGGCGUACGGUCGAAUCAUCGCCGAAUUGCCGAAAAUUCAUCGAUCGACACUUAAAAAAUUGAUUGCCCAUUUGAAGAAUGUGAGCGAGCACUCGGCGGAGAAUCGAGCGAGUAUUGAGAAUCUCGCAAAAAUUUUCGGCGCCAGCUUAUUCUCGACGGAUGUGUGCGUUGAAAAUGGGUUCACCGAGACGUAUAAUGAUCAGAUCAAUGUGAUGAUCCACCUGAUCCUAGGAUACGAUACCAUAUUCCAUAUUACGACAGAGGAGGAAAUCAGUAGGCAAAUGGUGAACGAAGUUGAGCACAAAAAGCAUAUUAAGCAAGGCACCCUCUUCUACGUUGCCGUCCACAUGUGGGAGAAGGAGAAUCGUCCGUUCAACGCGAAUGUCGAUCUCGUGUGCGAGGAGGUGUGCCGCGAGGCGGUCGCGAAACGCGGUUUCGACGCACCGCCAAACUCGGCCUACUCGGUGUUCGAGGUGAUCUGCGGCGGCCAAUUGGUGAGGCGUCUGCAUUCGAGCGAGAAGCUCUCGACGUCGGUGUUCCGCUGGAUCGACUGGAAUUGUCGCGACGGAUACAUUCUGUUUGAUCAUGACAAAUAUCGUUUCGACGGCAAUGACAUGUCGCCAUAUACGGGAAAAGUGAAGAUCGCCGAGCCGGGAUCGAAGACGUUUCGAUCGUACGAGCUCAAAAUUGAGGCUGGAACGGCGGUUUGCGCGUUUCGAAACGAAAAGUUGUGGAAGACGUGGAUUCUCGAUGAGCACAUCUGGUUCGUCGGCGGCGAUUCGGCGCGCAAACCGCCGAAUCAAUUCAACACGACGAUGGUGGCGACGGAGAAGAGCGGCUACGCGUCGAGAUUCGCCGGCUACUGUUUCUCGUUCAAAGAGGACGUCGAGCGAACGCGUUGGCUCAACGCGGUCUACUAUGUGACGAGCGGCGGCCAACCGGACAAGCUUGUGUACAUUUGA
Caenorhabditis bovis is the source of this 3024-nucleotide messenger RNA. NCBI's taxonomy places the organism in Eukaryota, Metazoa, Nematoda, Chromadorea, Rhabditida, Rhabditidae. The record is from the annotation of a GenBank genome assembly.